AUGGCUUCUCAAGAAAUUACGCACCCAACAAUCGUUGAUGGCUGGUUCAGAGAAAUUUCUGACACCAUGUGGCCAGGUCAAGCAAUGACUUUAAAGGUCGAAAAAGUCUUACAUCACGAAAAAUCUAAAUAUCAAGAUGUCUUAAUCUUCAAAUCUACCACUUAUGGUAACGUUUUAGUCUUAGAUAACGUUAUCCAAGCUACCGAACGUGAUGAAUUCUCUUAUCAAGAAAUGAUUACUCAUUUGGCUAUGAACUCUCAUCCAAAUCCAAAGAAAGUUCUUGUCAUUGGUGGUGGUGAUGGUGGUGUCCUAAGAGAAGUCGUCAAACAUGAAUCUGUCGAAGAAGCAGUCUUAUGUGAUAUUGAUGAAGCUGUCAUUAGAUUAUCUAAAGAGUAUCUACCAGAAAUGGCCAAAUCCUAUUCUCAUCCAAAGGUUAAGACUCACAUCGGUGAUGGAUUCCAAUUCUUAAGAGAUUAUCAAAACACUUUUGAUGUUAUCAUCACUGAUUCAUCUGAUCCAGAAGGCCCAGCUGAAACUUUAUUCCAAAAAUCAUAUUUCGAAUUGUUGAAUGGUGCUUUGACUGAAAAGGGUGUCAUUACUACCCAAGCUGAAAAUAUGUGGAUCCAUUUACCUGUCAUUAAGGACUUGAAAAAAGCUUGUUCUGAAGUUUUCCCAGUUGCUGAAUAUGCUUACACUACUAUCCCAACUUAUCCAUCUGGUUCUAUUGGGUUUAUGGUUUGUUCUAAGGACAAAGACUGUAAUGUUAAGAAACCAUUGCGUGAAAUCUCUGAUGAAGAUGAAGAAAAAUUAUACAGAUACUAUAACAAGAGAAUCCAUGAAGCUUCAUUCGUUCUACCAACUUGGGUCACCAAGGAAUUGAGAUAA
Molecule: messenger RNA, 885 nt
Organism: Naumovozyma dairenensis CBS 421
Lineage: Eukaryota; Fungi; Ascomycota; Saccharomycetes; Saccharomycetales; Saccharomycetaceae
Gene: SPE3
Product: spermidine synthase
Exons: 1
Coding region: 1-885 (294 amino acids)
Biological process (GO): spermidine biosynthetic process
Cellular component (GO): cytosol
Molecular function (GO): spermidine synthase activity
Source: RefSeq, a predicted model, not a curated record